AUGAAUUUCGCCGUGGGCUUCAAGGCUUUAGGGGGGGACACCCAGACCAUGGACAACCUGGAGAAGCAGCUGAUCUGUCCCAUCUGCCUGGAGAUGUUCACCAAACCCGUGGUCAUCCUGCCCUGCCAGCACAACCUGUGCCGAAAGUGCGCCAACGACAUCUUCCAGGCUUCCAACCCAUUGUGGCAGUCCCGGGGCUCCAGCACGGUGUCCUCAGGGGGACGUUUCCGCUGUCCAUCCUGCCGUCAUGAAGUGGUCCUUGACAGACAUGGAGUCUAUGGACUGCAACGGAACCUGCUGGUGGAAAAUAUCAUCGACAUCUAUAAGCAGGAGUCAUCCAGGCCUCUGAAUACAAAGACGACAGAGCAGCAUUUGUUGUGUGAGGAACACGAGGAUGAGAAAAUCAACAUUUAUUGCUUAACCUGUGAGAUUCCUACCUGUUCCAUGUGUAAGGUUUUCGGGGCCCACAAGGACUGUGAAGUGGCUCCUUUGUCCAGCAUCUACAAAAGACAGAAGAGCGACCUCAGUGAUGGGAUUGCGAUGCUGGUUGCUGGCAAUGAUCGGAUUCAGGCAAUUAUCACACAGAUGGAGGAGAUCUGCAAAAGUGUUGAAGACAACAGCCGCAGGCAGAAGCAGCACCUGAGCCAGAGAUUUGACUCUCUCUAUAACAUCCUGGAGGAGAGGAAGAAGGAAUUAUUACAAAUGAUCACACGGCAGCAGGAGGAGAAGCUGCAGUAUGUGCGAGGGCUGAUCCGCAAACAUGGCGACCACCUCGAAGUCACUUCCAAACUUGUGGAGACUUCCAUACAGUCCAUGGAUGAGCCACAGAUGGCUGCGUUUCUGCAGCAAGCAAAAGAACUGAUCAAAAAGAUCACAGACAUGUCCAAAGUAUCCACAAUAGACCGACCGGACCCCGGCUAUGAGAACAUGGAUCACUUCUGCGUCAAUGUGGACUAUGUAUCUGAGAUGCUGAGGACCAUCGAAUUCUGUUCAGGUAUCUAUAGGGGCAGGUAUCACAAAAGAAAUGAUUCUUGGGGGGGGGGGGGGGGUAACAAUCUUCUGUGUACACUGCGAUCCCCUUCCCAGAAAAAGACCUGUUGGACACUAAGGUAA
Molecule: messenger RNA, 1113 nt
Organism: Staurois parvus
Lineage: Eukaryota; Metazoa; Chordata; Amphibia; Anura; Ranidae
Source: the annotation of a GenBank genome assembly